Molecule: messenger RNA, 1204 nt
Organism: Tripterygium wilfordii
Lineage: Eukaryota; Viridiplantae; Streptophyta; Magnoliopsida; Celastrales; Celastraceae
Exons: 5
Coding region: 26-1099 (357 amino acids)
Source: RefSeq, a predicted model, not a curated record
GCAUUCCCCAUGAGGGCGGAGUAUAAUGCAAUCUCGAGUGCAGAGAACUUUGCAUGGUUCUUCUUAUGAUAUUGGAUGGCUGCAAUCAGCUCCUGGUAUGGCUCCUGUAGAGGAUGGUACAGCAAGAUUCUUGGAAUUGCUUGAAGGUAUAAGAAAUGGAGAGCACAGACUACCUGACUCAUUUGUCUAUCUAUUAAUUCCAGGCUUUUUUAGCAAUCAUGGUCCUUUGUAUUUUGUGAGAACCAAGAGAUUCUUUUCAAAGAUGGGACUAGCUUGCCAUAUUGCAAAAAUUCACAGUGAGGCAUCAGUGGAGCACAAUGCAUGGGAACUGAAGCAAUACGUUGAGGAACUUUACUGGGGCUCUGGCAAAAGAGUUAUUCUGCUUGGGCAUAGCAAGGGUGGUGUGGAUGCUGCUGCGGCUCUGUCCAUUUACUGGUGUGACUUGAAAGACAAAGUUGCUGGAUUGGCAUUUGUGCAGAGCCCAUAUGGUGGAACCCCUGUGGCCUCUGAUAUUCUUCGUGAAGGCCAGAUUGCAGACAAAGAAACCCGAAGAAUUACAGAGUUUCUGAUAUGCAAGCUAAUUAAGGGCGACAUACGAGCACUGGAGGAUCUCACAUACGAGAAGCGAAAGGAAUUCAUAAUGAACCACAAGCUCCCCACAGACAUUCCGCUGAUCUCUUUCCACUCUGAAGCGAGUAUCACUCCUGGUGUCCUCGCCACAAUGUCUCACAUAGCUCAUGCAGAACUUCCAUGGCUUCCUCUCCCAAAAUUUAUUAGUCAAGAAUCUGAUGACUUUGUUGCAGCAGGACGGCAGGUGCCUGUGGUGAUUCCUAUAUCUGCUGCAAUGGCAGUGUGUGCACUCCACCUGCAGCUCAGAUACGGAGAGAAGAGUGAUGGAUUAGUAACUUGCCGAGAUGCUCAAGUUCCUGGUUCAGUCGUCGUGAAACCAAACCGGAAGCUGGAUCAUGGAUGGAUGGUUUACUCUUCUUCAGAAAAGAGGAAUCCUAAUGAAGCUGAUUGUUGUGAAAUGUGUGAGGCUCUUUUGACUCUGCUUGUGGAGCUUGGGGAUAAAAUGCAAGAAGAGAUGGUUGAGAAGUAGUCCAUAUGUUAGAACAUUGAUUUUUUUUUUUAUCAUCUAUAUUACUCUUUAAAAGUAAAGUGAAGUCCUUGAAAAUAAGAUUUAUUAUAACAUGUGUGUUUUUUC